AUGACGAGGGAGCAAGGGGUACAGCGAGCAUCAUCUUCCGAUUCCUCCUACAUUUCAACAUCCACGUUGAAGGAUGAAGAGCUAGAGCAUAAUAUAGGUGGAAACGGACAGUUAGUCGAUCGUCAGAAAGAAGAAAGCGCUGUAGAGCAACCUCAACAAAAUGAAGCCCAAUUCACAUUGAAGGAUGAAGAGCUAGAGCAUAAUAGAGGUGGAAACGGACAGUUAGUCGAUCGUCAGAAAGAAGAAAGUGCUGUAGAGCAAUCCCAACAAAAUGAACCCCAAUUCACAUUGAAGGAUGAAGAGCUAGAGCAUAAUAGAGGUGGAAACGUACAGUUAGUCGAUCGUCAGAAAGUAGAAAGCGCUGUAGAGCAACCACAACAAAAUGAACCCCAAUUCACAGGCAGGCAGAUAUUAAAUAGCCGAAGGGAUACCCAGGAUGAGGAGGUCCAAGAGGUUGAGAAUCCGAUGAAAAAUGUGAAGGUGAGGCAUAAAAGUGUAGAAGAAGAGCAUACACGUCUUGAAGGUUAUGUUGAUAAAAAAGUAGAUCAAAAACAAAGUGAUGAGCAGAAAACUUUGGAAUCCGAUUCCAAGGUAGAAAACUCAUCGGAAGCACCUGAAAAUCAAAAUUUUCGGAAAUGCCGCACUCGUUGGACUAACACAAUGCGUCAAGGGUUAGUUGACAUGCUGGAACAGCCACGGCUGAAUAACCAGAAUCGACAACUGACUCAAACUACGGAGACACAAGACUGUGAUCCCCGACAACGAAGUUCGCGGCAUAUCCAACAGACGCCAAAUGAAGACCAGGAGGUUGGUCAUACGACAGAGAGUAUGGAUACAGAACUACAUAGAAGUAUUCCAGAUACAGAAACCAGACAACUAGCAACGUUAACUAAUCGCACAGACCAGGUAGCCACAGAUUCUCCAGCUCAAACUGCUGACACUAGGAGUUCUACUAGGCUUGUAAAUCGGAACUUGGAUGGAGACAGAAUUAGGCAACAUUAUAGUUUACGAACACUUAACAUCGAGGAAAGAAGCACUCGACUUCGGUUGGCCGUUAUAGAGCGGCAUUUGGAGUUCUUUAAUAGACUUUUGAUUUCGGAAAACCACCAGCUGCCGACGGGGGGCGACCUUCCGUCGGCAGGGAAGUGCCUCAGAGAACACGUGAUUCCACCGGGAGAAACCCAAUUUCGAGUCAUCCAGGAAGGCGAAGGCGCCCCCGUAACCAAAGCCGACCAAUCGAAUACAACCGUCGUCGUCGAGUCCAGUACCGACAUAUCCGGCCAAGAAAUAGGUACUUGUUCUGUUGGUGUCGGCAGUAUUGGGUACAAGCUGGCUUGCGAUUACGUAAAACAUCAACCCUCGAAUCCCAACCAUAACAAUUCAUUCGACAAAAGUGAUACCCAACAUCUCAACACCAACAAUCUUGACAGGAUCCAUCACAAAAAUUAUAAACACCAAGGCAGCAAACGACAAAGCCAUACCUACAAUAGUUUUGUUGAUGACAACAUCGAAGUGGGAGCUGAUUAUGAAAAUAUUAUUUCUCACAACACUGAUGAUACCAAUGAUUUUAAUUACCAAAAUAUAGGUAAAAAAAAUGGUGCAAAACGGCAGCAACAAGUUAAUGAUUUUAAUGGAGGUAGUACAGCAGUUGCUGCCGCCUUGCGGGCCGUCCACCUGGCGAUAAUUGGUGAUCCUGACGACACCAGUGGAGCAUCAGUGGGUACGGGCAGACUAGCAGCCGCAUUGUGUCGUGCUGAUGGCCGGGUCACCGUACUACCAUAUCGACGGAAUUUUACUAAUAGUGAACAAGUUGGACCACUUUUGAGUACGUGUCCGCUUCAACUUUUGGGACAACCAGGACCAGCGGGACGGCGAGCUCGUCUUGAUGUCAUAGAAAGGUUUGCUUGUCUACAGUACCUCGUCGCAAUGACAGUAAUAGUGACACCUUGUCUGCUACUAAUUGGCAAUGAUAUCAACGACAAAGAAAAUCUCGAGUGGAGUUUGGAAGAUGAAUACGAAUACCGCCGUCGGCGGUUCUAUUACAGAUGUGCCGGUAUCAGCAGUUGGUGUGUCUCCGAUAACAAUUCCACUUCUGAUGACGAUGACGAGAGUUACAAACUAACAGCUUAUUCAGAUUUUGACUCUGGUUAUUCAUUGCCACCAAGGGAAGAAUGGGCUGUUGAAAAACGUCACUGGUUGGAUCUACUGACUAGACACAGGGCAGCAGCCUUGGAUAAGUGGAUUCGUACGGCAGCUGAUGCCAAACAGGCAGUGGGUGAUGUCUAUGGUUAUCGGGCUCUCAUGUCCGCGCUAUGUUCUGACAGGAUCCAGUCACUUCGAGAUGCAUGGGCAACUCUUCGUCGGCUACACACUGCCACAGCCGUGGCGUUUGAGUCCCGACUUCGACCCGAGUUUCUGGGUCGCAGAGAAAAAAAUGUAGUGGCAGUGGGAAAUCCAGGCAUUAAUGACAUCGAUGACAACGACGUGAAUGAGCUACUACAGCUUCCACCUAACGCAACAGUACCUGAUGCCACAGCAUUGGCUGUACUAUACGAACAUUUGUAUAACGACAAUAAUUCUGAUACUAAUAGUAGCAUCAACACCACUGUCGCUAUCUCAAACGAUAUUGGCAGUAAGAAGGAACAAGACCCUAGAUUAUCGUCAUUUUUUACUUCACCAUUGUUAUUGCCACCUUCGCCGUGGUCAUCUCUCAAUAGUGGUAUAAGUGGUGGACUAGGAUCAUCGGUUGCAUCGGACUACGGACUGAGUGCUCUUCAUGUUCAGUGCAUCCAGUACUCGGAGUGGGUGCAGCAGAGUUACGGUAAUGAUGAUUCUCUAUUACCAUUAACGAAACCACCAAUGUUACAAUUGGACCGGUUUCGCAGUAACUUCCGUGCUCUAUUACGUCAGUACAAUGGAAGUGGAUUUGAAAGUUAUGACGACGGUGAUGAAAGCUUUAACUGUGGGCUCAGUUUCAAAAAUAAAAACUUUCAGAAGGAUGAAAAUACCUCUUACCAUGAAGAAUUUAACUACAAUCAAAACGACAACUUUGCAUACGAACGACAGUAUGAAGACAAUGUGGAGAAAUAUGGCACAAGUGGGGCUGAUUAUGAUGAAUGUGGCGAUGAUGAUGAUGAUGAUAAUGAUGAUGCUACAGUUAUUUACUGCACUAAUAACAGUUCGCUUUCAGCGGUGAAAAGUGUUGCAGUUGAUACCAUGUGCGUUGACUCACGUGUUGCAGCUACAGCAGCAGAAAAGCAACGCCAAACGACAACGAAAAAUGAACAAUGUCAUCGCUUUAAACAAGAUCAAGAAGACGAUCAAUACUAUCGCUGGAUCGAGGAUGUGAGUGCUAAUAGUCCAGGCCCCGCACCGUUGAAUAUCGUGUUCUGCACUGAGCUUCAUGUCCGCCUGUUUUGGCCUCCAACUAUUUUCCUUCAAAACAUAAAUGACAACAAAGAUACCGUUGAUCCUAAGUUGGCUAUACCCGCCUACGCUCUCGGUACGACCUACAUGGCGACCGAAAUAGCCGCUUAUGAUAAUGAAAGCGAAUCUACUAACCAUGCGCCAUCGGCAUUGGCUCUGAAUCAUGUGAUAACUGCACAACUGGAUCAAGCCGCUCAGGAUAUGCGUCUCAGGUACAAAGAAAUGGAUGAUUUUUUGGAUGGAGCGUGUGCCUAUUCAACUUUGGCCGCUAAAAUAGCCUAUGAACUAUGA
Macrosiphum euphorbiae (potato aphid) is the source of this 3717-nucleotide messenger RNA. NCBI's taxonomy places the organism in Eukaryota, Metazoa, Arthropoda, Insecta, Hemiptera, Aphididae. The record is from the annotation of a GenBank genome assembly.